This is a messenger RNA of Capronia epimyces CBS 606.96, 3039 nucleotides long. Its product is annotated as GPI ethanolamine phosphate transferase 1. Gene Ontology annotation, molecular function: mannose-ethanolamine phosphotransferase activity. Gene Ontology annotation, biological process: GPI anchor biosynthetic process. The transcript is spliced from 2 exons. NCBI's taxonomy places the organism in Eukaryota, Fungi, Ascomycota, Eurotiomycetes, Chaetothyriales, Herpotrichiellaceae. The coding region runs from base 1 to 3039 and encodes 1012 amino acids. Gene Ontology annotation, cellular component: endoplasmic reticulum membrane. The record is from RefSeq and is a predicted model, not a curated record.
AUGGCAAGGCUAGGACGGGGUGGCUUCCUUGCCCUCGCCGUCAUCUUUCACCUGGUCUAUGUUUAUUCCAUCUUCGAUAUUUACUUCGUCAGCCCCAUAGUCCAUGGCAUGAAACCGUACAAAGUCGAACAGGCCCGUCCACCGUCAAGGAGACUUGUAUUAUUUGUCGGUGACGGACUGCGCGCGGACAAAGCGUUCCAAUUCUUCCCAGACCCGUCGCCUGCGGACCCUGCCAACGCCGAUUUGACCCCUCGACCCCUCGCUCCUUUCCUGCGAUCCCGAGUGCUCGAGCACGGUACCUUUGGGGUUUCGCAUACCCGGGUACCCACAGAGUCACGGCCUGGUCAUGUCGCCCUCAUAGCCGGCCUGUAUGAAGACGUCUCGGCGGUUACGACUGGCUGGAAACUGAACCCGGUGGAUUUCGACAGUGUCUUCAACCGCAGUCGCCAUACGUGGAGUUGGGGCAGUCCUGACAUCCUGCCAAUGUUCAAGGAAGGAGCGGUACCGGGUCGUGUGGACGCAGAUCAGUAUGGCGAAGAGUUUGAGGACUUCACACAAGACGCGACGAAGCUGGACACCUGGGUGUUCGACAAUGUCAAGGCACUGUUCCAUUCUGCCAGCACAAAUUCGACUUUAAACACUCUGCUACGAGAGGACAAGAUCGUCUUUUUUCUGCAUCUGCUUGGUCUGGACACGACUGGCCAUUCUUACCGACCCUAUUCAAAAGAGUAUUUGCAUAACAUCAAGGUUGUGGACAAGGGAGUUGAAGAGAUUACAAAUCUGAUUGACAAUUUUUAUUCUGAUGGGGAGACAUCGUACGUGUUUACAGCUGACCACGGGAUGAGUGACUGGGGAAGCCACGGGGACGGUCAUCCUGACAAUACGAGGACUCCCUUGAUUGCCUGGGGUGCUGGUGUUGCCCGACCCGAGGUCUAUCCUGAUUCAAGAGCUCCAGGCCAUGAGGAUGGGUAUUCUUCGGACUGGGGCCUGGAUCACAUUCGACGGCAUGAUGUCGAUCAAGCCGAUGUCGCCGCUCUGAUGGCCUAUCUGGCCGGGCUAGAAUUUCCAGUCAAUUCGGUUGGGAGACUACCAUUGUCUUAUCUUGCAGCUACUACCCAAGAGAAAGCUAGUGCAACACUUGUCAACGUCAAGGAAGUUCUAGAGAUGUACAAUGUCAAGGAAGAGCAGAAGCAAUCGACCUCACUGCACUAUCAGCCAUAUCCGCCCUUCUCCAAAGCCAACAGCUCCGUUGCUGAGCGGAUCUCUGCCAUUGAAACUGCGAUUCAGAACAGUCAGCACGAACAUGCCAUCGAUUUGUCCUUGGAUCUGUUCCAUCACACUCUUCAGGGGUUAAGGUAUCUGCAGACAUAUGACUGGCUUUUCCUUCGAGCUCUUAUCACGGUGGGAUACCUGGGCUGGAUCACCUUUGCUGUCACAACGGUUAUCGACCUUCACGUCCUCCAUGGGGCAGUCCCAGACGAGAGAACCACCGGGUCGACCGUGGUAUUCUCAUCCGUUUUGAUUGCAUUGUACUCUUUUUUCAUUUUUGAAAAGUCACCCUUGACAUACUACGCGUAUGCAUUCUUCCCCGUUUUUUUCUGGGAGGAGGUGUUCGCCCGGAGGAAGGCGUUGGUCUCUGGGUUCAGAGUUUUAUUUGGCCAUGUCAAGCAACCUUCGGAUUGGCUAGUUCUUGCCAUCCAGGCAUUUCUGUUUUUGGGAGUUGUGGAAGCUUUGGUCCAAUCAUACUUCCAUCGCACUGUAUUUACCGUGUGCUAUGUUCUGGGUGCCUUCUCCCCUCUGUUUUACGGACUGGAACUUGUUGGAACGAACAAGAUGCUCGUGCUUGCCUGGGCGGCUGGCUGCCUGGUGCUGAGCACUUUUACCCUUCUGCCAGUGGUCAAGGUCGAAGACGCCAACACCAUUAGCGCUGGCGGACUUCUCAUGUUCGGAGCUGGUCUCGUCUACCUGUAUCUCGAGGACCACAUCACGGCCCGGUCGAAAUCUAAAACUACCCAUGCUCAACCCAAUGCUGUCUCUCGAAUCCUUAUGGGCGUCCAGGUUGGCAUCAUCUUGCUCACAAUCAUUGUCACGCGUUCAAGCAUUGCGUCUAUUCAGGCAAAGAAGGGGCUCCCCCUGGGCAAUCAAGUCAUUGGCUGGUCUGUGCUUGUGGCCUCCCUCGUUCUCCCUUUUGUCCACCGGAUCGCACCGAACGAGCAUUACCUCCACCGCUUGGUCAUCAUCUUCCUCACAUUCUCGCCUUCUUUUAUCCUCUUGACAAUCUCUUACGAAGGUCUCUUCUACGUUGCAUUCUGCUUUACUUUGCUUGCCUGGGUCCGCUUGGAACAUGCUAUCCAGGUCCACGCCACAUCGGGGGUACCAUCUGAUCUUUCUCCCACUACGGCACACGCAAAUGGGGUGACGAUCACAUCGACAUCAACCCAAUCGACCAACCUUCAUCCCGAGACGACUUUUCGGACGUUGGCGCUACCGGAUCUCCGACGCGCCCUGUUCUUUCUGUUCUUCCUCCAGUCAGGGUUCUUCUCGACGGGCAACAUUGCGUCGGUAUCUAGCUUCAGUCUAGAUGCGGUGUAUAGGCUGAUCCCGAUCUUCGAUCCCUUUUCCCAGGGAGCCCUACUUUUAUACAAGCUGCUAGUUCCCUUUGCGAUCAUCUCAGCAGCCUUGGGGAUCCUCAACCGCCGACUCGGUCUUCAAUCGUCGGCGCUGUUCAUGACAGUCAUGGCGGUGAGCGAUGUCAUGACGCUGAACUUUUUCUGGAUGGUCAAGGACGAGGGCAGCUGGCUGGACAUUGGCACAACCAUCAGCCACUUCGUGAUUGGGAGUGUGCUGUGCGUAUUUGUGGCCGGACUCGAAGGCGUUAGUCAUGCCCUGAUCAGGGGCGUCGAGGUCGACGCCUACGAAGACAGGGUCAAAUUGGCUGGAGGAGUGGAGAGUAUCAAGGCCAUAAGGGUCGAAGCAAAUGGCGCGGCUAAUGGGGCUGUAAAAGCAGCGGCUGGGGACGAAAGGCCCGUCAUCGAGUAG